AUGGAUCAUAUGAUUAAGAAGGAAAUGAGAAAAAAAUUGGAAAGUGGGUAGAAUUGUUUGAGGGAUUUUAAUAUUGUUCUUAAGUCACUUAUAAUGGUGAAUAUAAUAAGAAUGGUAUAAAGAUAGGUAGAUGGGAUAUUAUGUAUUGUGCGCCUGAUAAGGAUGAAUAUAAAUAAAUGUAAAUAUUAGAUAAGGUAUAAAGGGGAAUCUAAAUAAAUAUAUAGUGGUGGGGGAUCAUACAAUUAAGAAAGAAAUCAAAUAAAGAUAGGAAAGUGGAUAGAAUUAAUUGAAGGAUUUUAUUGUGAAAAAUAAGUGUAUUAUAAAGGUGAAUAUAAUAGGAAUGGUAUGAAGGUAGGUAGAUGGGAUAUUAUGUUUUGUAAAUAUAGAGAAACGGAAUAUAAAAUAAUGUAAAUAUUAUCGAGUAUAAAGCGAAAUAUAUGUAUUUAUUUAGUGGUGGUGGAUUAUAUGAUUUAGAAGGAAAUUAGAAAAAGUUUGGAUAGUGGGUAGAAUUGGUUGAAGAGUUUUAUUGUGAAAGAU
Molecule: messenger RNA, 537 nt
Organism: Paramecium sonneborni
Lineage: Eukaryota; Ciliophora; Oligohymenophorea; Peniculida; Parameciidae
Source: the annotation of a GenBank genome assembly